This is a messenger RNA of Planococcus citri (citrus mealybug), 2758 nucleotides long. It is a transcript of the gene Plap, whose product is annotated as phospholipase A2 activator protein. Gene Ontology annotation, biological process: ubiquitin recycling; proteasome-mediated ubiquitin-dependent protein catabolic process. Bases 190 to 2481 code for a protein of 763 amino acids. The transcript is spliced from 13 exons. The record is from RefSeq and is a predicted model, not a curated record. Gene Ontology annotation, cellular component: nucleus; cytoplasm. Gene Ontology annotation, molecular function: ubiquitin binding. NCBI's taxonomy places the organism in Eukaryota, Metazoa, Arthropoda, Insecta, Hemiptera, Pseudococcidae.
AUGAGCCUCGCGAUCAACAUCUCUGAAUUUGAUGAUAAUCAAUUAGUGCUUUGUGCGCCAGAUUUUAAUUAAUUAUGAGAUAGUGAUGCAGUGAUUAUCGUGCGUUAAUCUUUAUUCUUAAUUCUUGUUGUUUUUACACUCCGUCAUCACAGAAACCAGACCAUUCUUCGUAAAUAUCCAACUGCCAAUAUGUCUUACAAACUGAGCGCCGUUUUGUACGGACACAAAGCUGAUGUACGCGGCUUAACCGUUACUCACGAUAAUUCCAUUAUUUCAUGUUCUCGCGACCAAACAGCUAAAUUAUGGAAACCUAACGGAUUCAACGCUGGGUAUACCGAAUCACUGACGUAUCAUGGACACAAGAAAUUCGUCUCCAGCGUUUACGCUAUGGCUCCGAAUAGCACAUAUCCUAACGGACUUGUGUUCACCGGAGGAAACGAUAACGAUAUCUUGGUCUUCGAGCCUUCAUCUCCGACCGCAAUUCAUACGUUAAAGGGUCACGAAAACACAGUGUGUAGAAUCACCAAUGGCAUUGAAUCGACUUCGGUUUUGAGCGCUUCGUGGGAUAAAACAGCUAAAUUGUGGAGUUUCUCCGAUUCGGAGCGAAGAUGCGUGCUUACGGUGAGCUGUCACGAAGCUGCUGUCUGGGCUGUGCUUUGUAUUAGUGGUAAAAUAAUCACAGGAUCGGCUGAUAAAACCAUUAAAGUGUCUAGUUCACUGGGUAGCGUUGAAAAAACACUCAGAGGUCACGAUGACUGUGUUCGAGAUUUAGCAGCUAUUAACGAUACUGAAAUUUUAUCGUGUUCGAAUGACGCUACCGUUAGACAAUGGUCGAUUGUUACUGGCGAAUGUUUGAAUAUUCUUUACGGUCAUCCUAAUUUCGUAUACAGUAUCUUUAUUCGAGGAGAUUUGAUCGCCAGUUCCGGUGAAGAUCGUUGUUGUAUGGUGUGGCAUAGGCAAAAAGGAGACCAGCAGUCGAUCACUAUACCUGCUCAAAGUGUAUGGACCGUAGUAAUACUUCCCAAUAGCGAUGUAGUUACUGGAUCCAGCGAUGGAGUUAUUCGAAUAUUCUCUCAAGAUCCGAGUCGAUAUGCCAGCGAAGAGAUACUCGAGUCGUUCGAGAAUGAAGUAGCUUCUAUGACCCAAACUGCCGAAAAACAACUCGGUGGUAUCAAAGUAUCCGAUCUUCCAGGAGUCGAAUCGUUAACCGAACCGGGUACCAAAGAUGGCCAAACUAGAUUAGUACGUGAAGAUAACGAGAUCAUUUGUUACUCCUGGUCUGUGGCUGAUAAAAAAUGGAAUAAAAUGGGUAACGUUGUCGGUGGCAGUGGCGGCUCCACUGAAACUUCUGGAAAAGUUCUCUACGAAGGAAAAGAGUACGAUUAUGUGUUCAACGUAGAUAUCGAAGAUGACAAAGGGCCUUUGAAAUUACCCUACAAUAAAUCCGAAGACCCGUGGUUCGCUGCUCAAGCUUUUAUUCAUAAACACAACUUACCUCAAGGAUACUUGGAACAAGUUGCCUAUUUUAUUAUCAAUAACUCCAAACAAACUCAACCCACUGUGCAAGCUCCACCUCCCGAAUUCGCUGAUCCUUUUACUGGUGGUAAUCGAUAUAUACCUGGUGGUUCUUCUUCUCAAGCAGUCCGCGGCGCUGAUCCUUUCACCGGUUCUAAUCGUUAUGUACCGAUGGAAGUUUCCUCCUGUGAUACUCCAGUUAAAAACGAAUUCUUUCCUCAAACCACGUAUUUAAGGUUCGAUCAGGCGAAUUUAAAACAAAUACUAGAUAAAUUAACAUCGUUUAAUAACCAAGUUGCCGAGGAGUUUAAACUAAGUGAAAGCGAUUUAACAAGGGUAUCGAAAUUGGGAGAAUCCAAUAGCUCGGAUUUCACCCCGGAAAGCAUAGAUUUACUAAAGAAAUUAUUAAAUUGGCCCAAAGAAUUCAUAUUCCCCGUCCUGGAUAUUUUAAGGCUGGCGUUACGAAAUAACACCGCCAACACCGCUCUUUGCUGUGAUAAACUUACAUUCGGGUACUUGAAAGAUAAUCUGCAAUCAGAUUCGCCUAUCGCUAAUCAGAUUCUGAGUUUUCGAGCAUUAUGUAACAUGGUAGGCCACAAGGCUGGCGAGAAUUUGAUCAUCAUUCAAAGAGACUAUCUCAGCGAAGUGAUUGGAAACUGUUCCAAUUUAUCGAAUAAGUCGUUGCAGAUCGCUGUGGUAACCUUAGCUCUGAAUAUGUGCGUGGUAUUUCAUAAAAACAACGACGUCGAAAGCCAGUCAAUCAUAUUGUUAAAUUUAUUAAGCAUAUUACCAGAAAUCACCGACCCGGAGGCGUUAUUUAGAGCAUUGGUUACUUUGGGAACGAUCCUAACGCAAUCCAGGGAUUUGGGCAGUUGUGUGGAGAAAUCACUCAUCGAGAAGUAUUUCCUCAACAAUUCGGAUAAAGUUAGACAAUGCUCGAAAUGUGUACUAGCCUUGUUAUCGUAGAUACCCAGACUUAACCCGAACUCUAAUCUGGUGUAUGCGGUUUUUUUUGUUCUUUUUUUCAAGAGACCUGUCUCCUCCUCAUCUGUCUUUUUAUCGUCAUCCUUGAUUUUUUUUAUUAAUCCGUGUUGUAAAUACUAGGUACGAUUAUUUUAUACGUUUCGUUUUAUAUCAUCGCGUAUACCGCAGUAUACUAUACCUACAUACUUAUUAAGGUAUGAGCGUUAAAGUGUAUUUAUUUCUGUUUAUUUUGAAAUCUAAUAAAAUGUUGCUUGCGUCA